Messenger RNA from Lathyrus oleraceus (garden pea), 1158 nucleotides. RefSeq lists its product as uncharacterized. Lineage: Eukaryota; Viridiplantae; Streptophyta; Magnoliopsida; Fabales; Fabaceae. The record is from RefSeq and is a predicted model, not a curated record. The transcript is spliced from 2 exons. Bases 1 to 1158 code for a protein of 385 amino acids.
AUGACAAGUUUGUAUCUUGAACCUAUCAAAACCCCUAAUGUCGGACCAAAUGUUAUUACCUCUACUAAAGGUCCUGUCAUCGUGAAUGUUGUGGGUAGUAUUCGAACAUCUGAAAAAUAUGCCUCUGAAACUGUAAGUCUAGAUAACCAUAGAGCUGAAAAGACCCUAGGUCAAUCUAGUUUGAAUGUUGUUGUUAAUGACAUUGUUGAUAAAAAAAACUCUUAUGGUGAGUCUGACAAUGAGUUUGUUUCUAUUGAGUUUCCUGAAAAACCUCAAGAGGAUGUGUCUGAUAAGAACUCCCAAGAGGAUGUGACUGAAGCUAAUUCAGUUAGUAGUGAGAAAGAUGAUUUGAAUGAUAAAAGUAUGUAUGUUGAAGGUGAGAAAGCUUUGUCUGAUAAAGAAGACAAGAAGGAAAGUGUUGGUGUGAAGAAGUAUCAGUCUACAUAUAUUGUCAAUAUAGAUGAUCUAGAUUCUGAUGAUGAAUAUAUAGGUAAGAAAUUGGCUCCUGGUAUUGAUAAAAGAUUAAAGAAAAGGAAAGGGAAGGUUGUUGUGUCUGCAAGUAAGCCUUCUAAGGCAUCCAAGAAAAGUGUUGGUGUUGGACCUGCAAAAGGAUGGAGAAAAGUUGUGACUACCAAGAAAAGGUUAGUGAAAAGGAAUGAGGUUUCCUCAAGUGAGUCUGAGUAUGAUGUCGAACAAAAUGUUCUAGACAUCAUGCCUUUAGCUAAGAAGGGAGUUGCUGGGAAAAAUAUCCCUGCAAAUGUGCAUGAAGUCCCCAUUAACAACAUUUCUUUUCAUUAUGUGGAAAAUUUUGAAAAAUGGAAAUAUGUGUACCAAAGAAGACUAGCUUUGGAAAGAAAUCUUGGUAAGGAUGCUCUUGAAUUCAAGGAAGUGGUGGAUCUUAUUGAGGAUGUUGGUUUGAUGAAGAGUAUUGUUGGUUUUGGUAACUGUUAUGAGAUGCUGGUGAAGGAAAUCAUUGUGAAUGUUUCUAAUGAUUAUGAAAGUAAGAUGAGCAAGGAGUACAUGAAGGUUUAUGUUAGAGGUAAGUGUGUGGAGUUUUUUCCGAAAGUUAUCAACAGGUUUAUGGGUAGGAGUGAUGAGGAGAAAGCUGAGGUGGAAGUAACUGAUAAUGUUGUCUAUAAGGAGAUCACUAGAAAAUAG